Cataglyphis hispanica is the source of this 2688-nucleotide messenger RNA. RefSeq names its product coronin-1C-A (gene coro). Bases 694 to 2175 code for a protein of 493 amino acids. Gene Ontology annotation, biological process: actin filament organization. Lineage: Eukaryota; Metazoa; Arthropoda; Insecta; Hymenoptera; Formicidae. The record is from RefSeq and is a predicted model, not a curated record. The transcript is spliced from 6 exons. Gene Ontology annotation, molecular function: actin filament binding.
UGCGCGCGCACGCGCUUAUGGUACGUGUCGAAAUUUCUUUUGACACAUCUCUUUUGAUAUUGAAAACAUUACAUUUUAUACAAUAUACAAAAUGAGACUCGUCCUAUUUCACAAUACAGCAUAUACAUAGUCAAGUGACUAUGCGUAUCUUGUAUUAUUUUGAAUCGUUCUGAAUCACGAUCUCGCGAUUCUGGCACGGGCGCGGCCGCGCUCGCGCGGCCCUGUCUAUUUCGGUGAAUCGAAAUCAUUUUUCGAUGCACCAUGUAAGGAGCGUAGGAAACGAUCUCUUCAUUCACUCAUCGCGAUAAUCAGAAAAAAUAUGUCACUAUAAUGUUGGAGACAGUUGCAAUAAAUUGUGUAUACUUCUGUGAUGUGCAUACAUACACAGCAUAUACACAUACACACACACACACAUAUACACAUCUUGUAAAUAUAGUGAUCGAAAAGUUACAUAUCAGUCGUAUUCGUUUGAUGACGAAAAGGCCGAGAGUGGGGAAUCUAUUUAUAAAAUGGAGAUAUGUUUCAUGCCGCAAACGUCCGCAGUCCCAUAGCGGAGAUGUGACACUAAUUUAUUAAAAUAAUCAUAAAUAUAAAUGCGCGCGCGCGCACUUGUGUGCGAAUGGGUACGUAUGUACAAGCGACAUAUCGAGUAUCAUGACACCAUGUACUUUUCGCAUAUAGAGGUAUACAGACAUGUCUUUCCGCGUGGUGCGUACCAGCAAAUUCCGCCACGUGUACGGAACUUCUCUGAAACGUGAACAAUGUUACGACAAUAUUAGAGUGUCAAAAUCAUCGUGGGAUUCGACAUUUUGCGCCGUCAAUCCCAAAUUUCUCGCUAUUAUCGUAGAAUCGGCAGGUGGCGGUGCCUUUAUCGUCUUACCGCACAAUAAGAUAGGAAGAAUACCAGCAGACUAUCCUUUAGUAGGUGGACACAAAGGACCUGUGUUAGAUAUUGCAUGGUGUCCUCAUAACGAUAAUGUCAUAGCUUCUGGUUCUGAAGAUUGUGUUGUCAAAGUAUGGCAAAUACCUGAUGGAGGUAUUUCUAGGACAUUAACUGAAUCAAUAGUAGAUCUACAACUACACCAACGCAGAGUCGGUUUAGUGUUAUGGCAUCCAUCCGCAUUAAAUGUGUUGCUGACAGCUGGUUCAGACAAUCUUGUUAUUAUCUGGAAUGUUGGUACAGGAGAAGCCUUAGUACGCAUUGACUAUCAUCCAGAUGUGGUUUAUUCCGCAUGUUGGAAUUGGGAUGGAUCUCGAUUAGUCACUACAUGUAAAGAUAAAAAAAUUAGAAUUUUGGAUCCAAGAUCAGGUGAAAUAUUAGAAGAAGCAAUAGCUCAUGAAGGAAGCAAAGCAACUCGUGCCAUCUUUUUAAGGGGUGGCUUAAUCUUUACGACAGGUUUUAGUAAAAUGUCAGAAAGACAAUAUUCUUUGCGAGCUCCCGACAUGUUGGGCGAGCCGAUAGUUAUGGUAGAAUUAGAUACAAGCAACGGAGUCAUGUUUCCUCUGUAUGACCCUGAUACAAAUUUAGUAUAUUUAUGUGGCAAGGGUGAUUCUGUGAUCCGAUAUUUUGAAAUUACACCCGAACCGCCCUUUGUUCACUACAUCAAUACUUUUCAAACUCCUGAUCCUCAACGAGGUAUAGGAAUGAUGCCAAAACGAGGCUGUGACGUUAAUAGCUGUGAAAUAACCAGAUUUUAUCGAUUAAAUAAUUCGGGCUUUUGCCAAGUGAUAUCUAUGACAGUGCCGAGAAAGUCUGAGCUUUUUCAAGAAGACUUAUAUCCCGAUACUCCCGGUGACACAGCUGCAAUCUCAGCAGAAGAAUGGCAAUCUGGCACCGAUGCUGAACCUGUAUUGAUAUCCCUAAGAGAUGGUUAUCAGCCGUCAGCUUCCAAAAACGAACUUAAAGUACAAAAGAAAUCUAAUAUAUUGAGUAAAGGAGCCAAGGUUGCGUCAAAUGCCGCGCAAGAUACUGCGCAAAUUUCACCAGGAGCUUGUGAAGAAUUAUUGAAAGAAUGCAGAGAAGAGAUAAGGAAAUUAAAAGCUGUAAUCGUGAAGCACGAAGGAAGAAUACGAGUGUUGGAAUCGGCAGUCGCACUUCAAAUGAAAGAGGAAGAACGGAAAGAAAAAUCGGCUUCUCCGGAUUGCAAAGAAACACUCGCUUCUGACGAAGUAUAAAAAUCUCCAGAUUUUGUUUUUUGACAAGAUUCCGGUGUGACAUUGCAUCUCUAAAGUGAAAACGUAUUUUUCACUAGAAUCACUAAUAUCCUAUAAUAAGAACGAUCGUAUAUUUUGAUAUAACAACUUGUGUAAAUAGUAGGUUUUAGCAAUGCCGUGUGUCUUGACUCUCUGCAACAAUAUUUGCUAUUUAUUGUACAUCCACAUUCAUCGUACAUUCUUUGCAUUUGUAUUAUGUUUACAUGCGUUUUAUAUAUAUAUAUAUAUAUAUAUAUAUAUAUAUAUACACACACACACACACACACACACACACACAAAAUUUUAGAGGUGUUUGCCAUACAUUAUAAUGUAUGUCCUUAGAAUUAAGUUUUUGCUCUAUACAAUGAUAUAACAAGACUUUUAUUUAUAUGAACCUUUGUACGAAUACCGUUUUGUGACGUACAAGAGUGUCUAACUUGUACAGAUAUUUGCUGUUAAAUAACAAAGAGUAUUAUAUUUUGUUUCGAUAUGUGA